AUGGUUUUGCUCGGCAACCUCGUCAGGGCCCUGUCACUCAAUCCACCUCCGGGCCUUGGUUCAGACGACAACGAAGCGCUCGUUCGUGCUGAAAGCACCCGUCCGCACGACCGUUAUGUUCAAGGAAUCCCGUCCUACGCCACAAACAUCAAACGCUUUCAUUACACGGUGAAGCGGGCGCGCAGCAUCAUAGAGGAGCGCGAUGCCGUGGCCGUGCCUCAUUCAGAAGUUGAUAGUAUCUUGACCAAGCUGAAGGAUCUCGAGACCCAGGUGAAGGCGUGGGAAAGUCAGAACAGCGGCUCUGCAUCCAAGCCGACUUCUGACAAGCAUGGCUCCGGCAGCACGGCUGAUGAGGACUGCGACGCAGAGAACUUGAUGUACGAUCUGGGGGCAAGAGCCGCUGUGAACGACGACGGACGGGUAAGUGGACACCCGUUGUUCCGUAGAGAUGCGCCCUGCCGCAUGGAAUCUGCCCUCAGUGGUGAGAGCUCCAGCAAGUCCGCCGGUUCAAGUGACUUGACAAAGGGGUCGUCUGCUCAGGGCGGUGCUGCUCCCAACAGGGGAGGUAACAAAGCAAACCCCAACUCCUCUCCUUCUACCGGUAACGCGGCUUCGAAUCGCCCCCAGUCCGAGGUCUCGGCUGGCCAAGCUCGCACGGGCUUGACUCGGGUCGUGCCAGCUACGGUGGAAAGUGUCGAAGUCAAGACGUUGCCCGUCAAUGGCAACUUUGUCACGACGACCAUAACCAGGACGACCACUGUCAGUUCAACAGUCACGGCUGUACAACGCAACAAAGCGACGGGCUCUGCCCAAGAGGCAACACCCGACGACUCUGGCCGUGUCACGGAGGAGCCCCAAGCCAGCAACAGCGGGACUAUCGACAAGGGCAAGGUGUCUCACAAUGUCCCCGCGGCGCCAAGCUCUGGCAGCUUCGCGCAGUUCUCCAACGACACCGCCAAAUUCUCCAACGGCACUGCGGCCGGCCACAAUUCUCAAGUUGCGCAUCAAAGGCCGGCGGCGAGUGUCGCAGUUGACGACAAGUCUUUGAACCACACCUCUGUCGAGAAGACGGAACCGUCCCAGCUCGUCGACGAGAAGACUGUCCAAGAAACCGGGACGGCAGGGGAUCCCACAGCAGCAUCCCAGGAAUCUGUGAGCGUCGCUCCCGAUGAAUCCGCCAACGACAAUACCACGGCGGACACUGUCGCCACCGCUCCUGGUGACCAAACUACGACUCUAGACGUGACUACAGACCCGGGGCCGGGGGACGACGACACCGGCGCCGAGACAGCUGAAGAGUCCCUCAACAGCGUGCCUGAGCAGGAAGCAGACUCUUCUCCGGAGACCAGCAGCCCGAGCGAAAAGAUUCAGGUUGUCACCGUGGUCCCCAUCGCGGCCGAGUCGGCCAGCGCGCCAGCUGCCAUGGCCACUCCGGCCGUGACCCGGGGCCUUGCGGCAGAGAUGGCCGAGCCAGCCACGAGUGUUGAAACUGGAGCCAGCGAGGCUGCUCCCCGGGUGCGGGCCGGUUUCGUGACGGUGCUGGUACCUGAAUCCAAGUAG
Messenger RNA from Metarhizium album ARSEF 1941, 1560 nucleotides. RefSeq lists its product as uncharacterized. The transcript has a single exon. NCBI's taxonomy places the organism in Eukaryota, Fungi, Ascomycota, Sordariomycetes, Hypocreales, Clavicipitaceae. The record is from RefSeq and is a predicted model, not a curated record. Bases 1 to 1560 code for a protein of 519 amino acids.